CGACCUCCAUUAAUGGUGGCGCUCUUUGCCUUGCAGCUGGCGCUGUCGCCACCGCAGGCGCGGCUCGGCAGUGGCAGCGCGCGCGCCGCGCUGCGCCUUCGCGGCGGCAGCGGCGUCACUGGCGGCAGCCUCGGCCGCGGCGGCGGCUCGCCGGCGAUCGACGGCGAGUUUGACUACAUCAUCGUUGGAGGCGGCGCCGCGGGCUGCGUGCUCGCCAAUCGGCUGAGCGCCGACCCGGCGCACCGGGUGCUGCUGAUCGAGGCCGGAGGCGACGCGUCGCGCGACAAGCGUGCGCAGGUGCCGUGGGCCUUCACCAAGCUGCUGCGUUCCGAGUACGACUGGGACUUUCACGUGGAGGCGGAGGCGGCGGUGAACCAGCAGGAGGUGUACCUCUGCCGCGGCAAGGCGCUGGGCGGCUCUUCGGUCACAAACGUGAUGCUCUACCACCGGGGCAGCCCCGCGGACUACGACGCUUGGGAGGAGGCUGGCGCGCGAGGGUGGGGCGCGAAGGACGUGCUCCCGUAUUACCUCCGCGUCGAGGACUACGGCGACGGCGCCUCGCAGUACCACGCCGUCGGCGGGCACGUCUCGGUGCAGGAGGUGCCGUACCAGAACCAACUCUCGGCAACCUUCCUGCGGGCGAUGGGGCAGCUGGGCUUCCGGCCGAACGGAGACUUCAACGACUGGUCCAGCCCGCAGGAGGGGUACGGCCGCUACAAGGUGACCCAGCGGGCCGGCCGCCGCUGCACCGCUGCCGACGGCUACCUGGCGGCGGCGAGAGAGCGCGCGAACCUGGUGGUGGUGACCGGCGCGCAGGCGACCCGCCUCGCCCUCGACAGUGCGUACGACGGCGCGGGCCGGCUGCAGGUCUCCGGCGUCGAGUUUGCACGCGGCGACGAGCGCGAGCCGUGCUCCGUCCGGCUCGCGCGCGGCGGAGAGGCCGUCCUCUGCGCCGGCGCGGUCCAGACGCCGCACUUGCUGCUCCUCUCCGGGAUCGGCCCGGCGGAGCACCUGCGCGAGGUUGGCGUGCCGGUGCGGGCGGACCUGCCUGGGGUGGGGUCCGGCCUGCAGGACCACCCCGCGGUGGUCGUCUCGUACGAGAGCAAGAAAGCGGUCGCCGCGACGGACGACGCGCUCCUCAAGGGCUACGCGUCGCUGGUCAACCCGCUCGCGAUGCUGCGCUGGCUCCUGUUUGGGCGCGGGCCGCUGGCGUGCGCCGCGUGCGACCACGGCGGCUUCGUCCGCUCCUCGCCCGACCUCGACCAGCCCGACGUCCAGAUCCGCUUCGUGCCUGCGCGCGCCUCGUCCGCCUCCGGGAUGAACACGCUGAUCGAGCUGGGCAGGAGAGCGCGCUUCCUGCCGGGCUUCUCGACGCAGGUCGUCGCUUGCCGCCCGCGGAGCGAGGGGCGCGUGCGGCUGCGGUCGGCCGACCCGUUCGCCAAGCCGAUCAUCGAGGGCAUCCACUUGGGCGCAGCGGAGGACGUCGCGUCGCUGCGCCACGGCAUCCGGCUCGGCCGGCAGGUUUGCGCCGCGGCAGCCUUCGACGAGUACCGCGGAGAGGAGGUCUUCCCCGGCGCGGCGGUGCAGUCCGACGAGCAGAUCGACGAGUACAUCCGCUCGUCGGUGCACUCUGCGAACGCGCUCACCUCGUCCUGCCGCAUGGGCGACCCGUCCGACCCGGCCGCAGUCCUCGACUCCCACUUGCGCGUGCGCGGCGUCGGCGGCUUGCGCGUGGCCGACGCCUCCGCCAUGCCUCGCAUCAUCGGAGGGCAGACGCAGGCGCCCACGUACAUGCUCGCCGAACGUGCCGCCGACAUCCUGCUGCACGCGCGCCUGCAGGCGCACGAGCCAGCCACCGAGAGCGUCUCGCAGCGGCUCGAGGUUGCGGCGGCCGCACUCUAGCGCUGCGCGGGAACCCGUUCCGCCUCGAGGGAGAGAGAGGGCUUGCUCUUGCUCAGCUUGCAACCAAGCAGCCGGACGUGGGAGCAUAUGGUUUGGAGUUCACCGGAGCCGAGUCCGGUGAUUGGCAGAGCCGUGCGGGGGCAGAGGGGAGGGGAGGGGGGAGGGGGGGUCGGAGGGGCGCUGCGUGCCGGCGGUCACUGAGGGUCCGAGAGUUGGCACACUUCGCCGCCCCGCUCCGCCCCUGCGCGCUCUGCGGGCCGCCUCCCCGCGCCUUCCUCUCGGCACUCGCGCCAUGUGCGCGUCCGUGAGGCGUGAGAUGAGAGAAUUGAGACGCGCCAUCGUUGCCAUGAAGCAUGAUCGUUGCACGCAUCGAGCGAUUCGAGUUUCGCCGGUUUCGCGUUUCGGCAUUGAGAGAUUCUCUCUCGUCUCAUGAUGUGGU
Emiliania huxleyi CCMP1516 is the source of this 2341-nucleotide messenger RNA. Its product is annotated as choline dehydrogenase. The coding region runs from base 13 to 1902 and encodes 629 amino acids. Gene Ontology annotation, molecular function: flavin adenine dinucleotide binding; choline dehydrogenase activity. The record is from RefSeq and is a predicted model, not a curated record. Gene Ontology annotation, cellular component: membrane. Lineage: Eukaryota; Haptophyta; Isochrysidales; Noelaerhabdaceae. The transcript is spliced from 9 exons.